Molecule: messenger RNA, 492 nt
Organism: Vicia villosa (hairy vetch)
Lineage: Eukaryota; Viridiplantae; Streptophyta; Magnoliopsida; Fabales; Fabaceae
Exons: 2
Coding region: 1-492 (163 amino acids)
Source: RefSeq, a predicted model, not a curated record
AUGACGGGAAGGAAUGAUGUUGCUAUUGCUGCUACCUUGGAGGCAAUGGCUCAAGCUUUGGAGCAUCAGUCGAAUGGUGGUGAGAAUGCUACAUCUCGCAAUUUGGCUACCUUCCAGAGGGAGAAUCCACCUGUUUUCAAGGGUACCCAUGAUCCUGAUGGCGCAUUGACUUGGAUAAAGGAGAUUGAACGAAUCUUUCAUGUGAUGGAUUGCUCUCCAGAGCAGAAGGUUCGGUAUGGGACUCAUCAGUUAGUGGUUGAAGCUGAUGAUUGGUGGCUCGAGACUUGUGAGAGGGAGUUAUUGAGGAAGUAUUUUCCUGAAGAUGUCCGUGGCAAGAAAGAUAUUGAAUUUCUUGAGUUGAGGCAAGGGAACAAGUCGGUUGUGGAGUAUGCUGCUAAGUUUGGCGAGUUGGCUAAGUUUUACAAACACUAUGAUGGGCCAACUAGUGAAUUCUCAAAGUGCAUUAAGUUUGAGAAUGGAUUGCGUUCCUAG